Messenger RNA from Culicoides brevitarsis, 851 nucleotides. It is a transcript of the gene MED20, whose product is annotated as mediator of RNA polymerase II transcription subunit 20. Gene Ontology annotation, cellular component: mediator complex. Lineage: Eukaryota; Metazoa; Arthropoda; Insecta; Diptera; Ceratopogonidae. The transcript has a single exon. Gene Ontology annotation, molecular function: transcription coactivator activity. The record is from RefSeq and is a predicted model, not a curated record. The coding region runs from base 205 to 819 and encodes 204 amino acids. Gene Ontology annotation, biological process: regulation of transcription by RNA polymerase II.
GUGGCAUGUAUUCGGAAGAAAUAAAAGAAAAAGAAAAAUAUUGAGCGUCUGAAAUUUAGCAGCAUCAAAAAUAGCGUGAAAAAAGUGAUACGAAUAUACUUUUUUGCUAAAUUUACGUUAAAUAUUAAAACAAAAGUUUUCUACAAUUAAAUUUUAAACGUUAUUUCAAAGCUUCUUGACAGCCGGCAUUUUCGUGUCUUACAAAUGGGUGUUACUGUGCUUCAAACAUAUCCCGUUGAUAAAUCGGGUGCUCAAACGAUAGAAUUCCUCACAAAACGAAUAAUUGAAUUGGGAGCCACACCAGCUGGUCAUUUUUUAGUCGAUUGUGAUACUUGCAUGACGACGCCACAACUCGCAGGACAAAUGCGAACAUUACAUGUCUUGCACAACUCCGAAAUGCCUGCUUCUGUGUUUUCAAUUUUAGACACGGGCAACAAACAGAUUCCCGUCGUCGCAGAUAAUUUGUUCGAUUUGCUCAUUUGUAAAAUGACGCCAGCAAUGAAUGCCAAGAAACAACCAAAAAUCGAAUCGAAAGGUCCGAGAUUCGAAUACGGAGACUUUGUGAUAAAACUUGGGAGCGUUACAAUGGGUCAAAAUUUCAAGGGAAUUUUGGUAGAGUGUGAAUACAGACCUUGUUUCGUGCCAUCAACAUGCUGGGAGCUAAUACGAGAAUUCCUAACUGGAUUUUUGGGACCUCAAGUACCUCCAAGACUUUUGAAUCCGCAACACAUCAAAGCAAAUGAAAUUUAUCAACCGUUGGAUACAAUUCAGCAGUAUCUCGAGCAUUUUACAAAGUUUCGAAAACAGAGUUCCAUGUAAAUCAAAAUAAAACAAUAUGUAUUUAAUUUUUA